AUGUUUUCCAGUGGAGGUCACGUAAACCCAGCCGUUACGGUGGGGCUAGCGGCAGCUGGCAAGAUUUCACCUAUGGAAGCCCUAUUCUACAUCCUAUCGCAAUUGGUUGGAGGUGUGAUCGGAUCGCUUUUGACAAGGAGUGUACUGUCAGGCGAUCAAUUCGUGGCUAUACAAGGCGGUGCGACGCUAUGUGCUCCUCAUACUCAGUGGUUUCAGGGCGUUAUUGCUGAAGCACUUACUACAUUCUUCUUGGUACAGACAGUAUUGCUGACAGCCGUUGAUGGGACGACCCCACUUGCACCACUUGCCAUUGGUUUCACAGUUCUCAUGGAUAUUAUGGCAGUGUAA
This is a messenger RNA of Cooperia oncophora, 348 nucleotides long. NCBI's taxonomy places the organism in Eukaryota, Metazoa, Nematoda, Chromadorea, Rhabditida, Trichostrongylidae. The record is from the annotation of a GenBank genome assembly.